UUUGUGGAGUGCACAGUGAGUGUGUUGCUGUUUGUGAAGGCCGAGAGUUGGCCUAGGAGUGCCAUGUCCAGCUCUACUCGUAUAUUCUCUGUUGGGGCUGACGUCCUGGACAGGCGCAGUGUUCACUACGUCGGGUUGGCUCAUCUCCUGUUCCUCCUCCACCAGGCUGUCUUGCAGCAGUGAUGACUGACUGGGAGCAGUAGCUGACUGGCUGGAAGGGUCAUCUUCCCACUCUAUGUCACUCUCUCCACUCUCCUCUAUCAUAGCUAGCUAUGUUUAUUAUUCACUGUGUUUUCACUUACCAGAAGUAAUUUCAUUGUCAUCUGAGGCAAAGUAUUCUUUGAGGAACUCAGAUAGCCUAUCCUGGUCACCGCGCGAAAGUGCCAGUUCACGUAGAGCUUGCGCUACUGUCUCUGUUGUUGUACCA
Molecule: messenger RNA, 427 nt
Organism: Geodia barretti
Lineage: Eukaryota; Metazoa; Porifera; Demospongiae; Tetractinellida; Geodiidae
Source: the annotation of a GenBank genome assembly